Messenger RNA from Caenorhabditis briggsae, 2274 nucleotides. Gene Ontology annotation, cellular component: plasma membrane. Gene Ontology annotation, molecular function: metalloendopeptidase activity. The record is from RefSeq and is a predicted model, not a curated record. The transcript is spliced from 12 exons. The coding region runs from base 1 to 2274 and encodes 757 amino acids. Lineage: Eukaryota; Metazoa; Nematoda; Chromadorea; Rhabditida; Rhabditidae. Gene Ontology annotation, biological process: protein processing.
AUGGCGUUAAAAGAAAAAUGUUCUAAUCCGUUGAUGUCUCUUGUGAUUAUUCUGAUGUUGUUGGUUUUGGCACUGAUAACUGCAGUGAUUGUUUUGAGAUUGGACAAGAAUCCGAGGAUUUCUGGACCACCAGAAGAGUUGAGAAAUGCAACUAAUUCUCCAGAAUCUCUGAAUCCUCAGAAGAAUAAACUUUCCACAUUAAAACCAUCAGAUCCGCCUAAGAUUCAGCCGACAAAUCCUACAAAUUCUCGACCAAAUAUUCCAAAUUUUAAGCCACGAAAUGUUUGUGAAUCUCCAGAAUGUAUCACUUUGGCACAACAGUUGCACAAUUGGCAAGACCCGAAAAUCGAUCCAUGCGUGGAUUUCUAUAAACAUUCAUGUGGAAAAUACAUCGAGCAUACUGUAAUCGAAGGGACCAUUAGUUCGAAAAAAUCCAAAAUUAUCAAUAGCUUGAUUAAAGAACACCUCAUCAAAAAUGAGCCUACCGAUUCGAUUGCUGAAAAGUCGCUGAAAAUGUUUUAUCAAAAGUGUGAAUCUAUCAAAACUUCUGAAGAUGAUUUUGAAGAAAAUCUGGAACAAACCUUCCAGGACCUUUUGGCCGAUAUAAAAUCAAUUGGGUCUUGGCCACUUUUGGAAUGGGAUGAGUCGAAAUUCGAUUUGAAUGAAACGCUAAUUAACUUGGCAAAACUGGGGACUUAUGAAAAUGGACUUUUCACAUUAAUCAACCCUGGUGCUCCAUGGAUGGUAGUUGCUCCAAUUACGGAUGGAGGCGCAUAUGAUCUAAGAUUAAGAGACAAGGGAAUUAAAAGAGUUCUCGAAGAAAAUGGCAUACCAUUUGAUGAUGAAACUGUUAACAAGGAUUUUGACGAUUUUUUGAAAUUGUACAGGAAACUUCGAGAAUUCCCAAUAGAAAAUCCGAUGGAAGUAGACCAAAUUAGUAUUAAGGAACAAGUCGUGAAGGACCAAUUUCCGAGUAUCGAUUUUGAGAAAAUUCUAGAAAAUUUGGUGGAUUCGGGAAAUAAGAAUGCGAUGGAGAUGGUGAAAAGUAGAACUGUCAUUCAUAAAACUAACUUUUUCUUUGGGAAGAAUGAAAGUCUCGACACAAUCAUUCAAACAACGCCAAAACGAGUUCUGGCCAAUUUCCUAAUUUUCCAUUUCAUUGAUUCAUCCGCUUCCAGUUUCAAAAAUCAAUUUAACAUUGGGAACUGUGAUGAGAUGGCCACUGAUAAUCUUCCAGAAGCCGGCUUUUCAGUGAUUGUGAAAAAUCAUUUUGAUCGAGAAAAUAUUCAAAUCGUCUCGGAUUUGGUGGAAGAAAUUAAAGAUAGUUUUGAAGAAAUGAUUCAGGAAUCCACGUGGCUUCAUGAAAAAACUAAAAAAGCUGGAAUUCAGAAAUUACAAAAAAUGAAAAAGACGAUUGGGUACCCGGAAGAGUUUGAGAAUCUCGAUGAAAUUUAUGAAAAUCUAAACUUGCUGCCGACUGAUUCAUUCUACACGAUGCAGAGGAAAAUCGAUAGACUUCGUGGAGAAAUGACGAUGAAUUUCGUGGCGUUGGAAACUUUACUGGAUCCUUCAAAUAAUCUUUUGGAGACCAAUGCUAGAUAUUCUAUGUUGCAAAACUACUUGAUGAUCAUGGUCCCAUUCAUGGACGAUCCUCUUUUCGAUUCCACUUAUCCGAAAUACGCUAUAAUGGCUGGGACGGGAAGUGUACUGGCUCAUGAAAUAGGUCACGGAUUUGAUGAAAUGAGAAGUGGUUUCAAUGAAAACGGAAAAAGGAAGAAUUGGUGGCAGAAAGAAGAUUCGGAGGAAUAUAAGAGGCGAAUGGAAUGUUUGAUAGAUCAGUAUAAUAAUUAUGAUGAUCCAGAUUUUGGGAAAGGGAGGAUUAUGCUCAAAAUUGAAAUCCUGCAACACUACAGUAAUCCUAUUCCCAUUGAAUUUCAGAAUUUCAAUCGCACAAACACAAUUGGAGAAAUGCUUGCUGAUGGUUUUGGUAUGGAUACUGCGUGGAGGGUCGUGAGAAAAUUGGAUAUGGAAAAAGAGCCGAAAAUCAUUGGAUUCGACAAUGACAACACUAGAAAAAUAUUCUUCCGAGUUGCAGCUCUGAGCUUCUGUGCUCCACGAGACACGGAAGAUAUUGACUAUGUCGCUCAAAGAGAACAUCCGACGGAUAGUUUUCGAGUCAAUGGAGUGUUUUCGAAUAUGAAGGCGUUUGCGGAGACGUUCAACUGUCCAGUUGGAUCUCCGAUGAAUCCAAAGAAGAAAUGUGAACUUUUCUGA